Chaetomium globosum CBS 148.51 is the source of this 3162-nucleotide messenger RNA. RefSeq lists its product as uncharacterized. Gene Ontology annotation, biological process: response to oxidative stress. Gene Ontology annotation, molecular function: peroxidase activity; heme binding. The record is from RefSeq and is a predicted model, not a curated record. NCBI's taxonomy places the organism in Eukaryota, Fungi, Ascomycota, Sordariomycetes, Sordariales, Chaetomiaceae. The coding region runs from base 1 to 3162 and encodes 1053 amino acids. The transcript has 6 exons.
AUGAGAACAAAAGCGCCUGUCUUUGCCAGUCUGCUGUCCCUCGCGGCCCAGACUGGCAAGGCGGAUCCGACAUGGCCCGCCACCACCGACCACAUGGAGGAGAUUAUCUACCAGCUCCAGGGCGUUCAGGGCAGUCUGUUUAACGACAUCAUCACGCCUUGCAACAACGAAGCUGCCGGCCCCGGGCGCGUAACCGCCAGCGAAUGGCUGCGCGUGGGUUUUCAAAGUGACAUGGCACCACACAACAAAUACUUCGGCACCGGUGGAGUUGACGGCUCGCUGCAGUUCGAGCUGAACAAUGGCGAAAAUACCGGACCCGGCCACCGAACAACACUGCAGUUUUACGCCAACUACUUGACAUCGCAGUCCUCUCUGGCCGACCUGAUCGCCGCUGGAGUGUACGCUUCUGUCCGCUCCUGCGGUGGUCCCGUCGUCCCCCUCAGACUCGGGCGGAAGGACGCGACCUCAGCCGGCAGCGCCGGCGUCCCGCAGCCCCAGAACUCCAUUGUCUCUUUUAGACAACAGUUUGACCGCAUGGGCUUCACCGCCACCGAGAUGAUCCAAUUGGUCGCCUGCGGCCAUACUCUCGGCUCUGUUCACAGCACUGAGUUCCCCCAGAUCGUCCCCGAGUCUGUUGGACAGGUUCCUUUUGAUACGACCAACGCCCAGUUUGACAACAAGGUGGCCACUGAAUAUGUCGCCGGGAACACGAAAAAUGCACUUGUCGUUGGUGCCUCUAUCGCCGUUGGCCGAAACUCGGAUUUCAAGGUCUAUAACUCGGACGGGAACGCUACCAUCAGCACGUUGACCGACGCCACUGUCUUCCGUAACACUUGCCAGGCCAUGCUUCAGAAAAUGAUCGAGGUUGUUCCCGAGGGCGUCACCCUUACCGAGCCCAUCGCCCCCUAUGCCGUCAAGCCGGUCGAUAUGCAAUUGACCCUGAACACGGGCGGCACCAGCUUCCGUUUGACCGGUUUCAUUAGAGUUAGGACCACCGAGGUUCCGGCGAGCUCCAUUGAGAACGUUGUUCUUACUUGGAAGGACCGGAACGGCGGGAACAGCUGCGGAUCGUCUGCCACCUGCUCCACCACGGCUACGCUACAGGGUGUGUCAACUGGCUUCGACGAUACCUUUGGCUUCUUUCCGAUCGAAGCCACGAUUCCGACCGCCGCCGGCAUCUCAUCGUUCACCAUUGUGGUGAACUAUGACGACGGGUCAAGCGAGGAGUACGAUAACAACGGCAAUUCUUACCCCAUGUCUGAUGCCAUUGUCCUGCAGAAGCCGCAGAGCUGCCUGCUCCAAGGGCCCGGCGAUCUCACUGUUUCUGCCCUGGUUCGCAAUGACCACAAGGACCUCCCGGUGAACCUCGGUGUUUCGUAUUUGACGCCUCGUAACACAGCGGACGGCAACCCGGUUCCGGCCCUGAACGAGGCCACCGUCGAGAUGGUGGAGGGCGACUGUGUUGGCCAGUACACGUUCUUUUCGGCUAGUCUUAACAUCCCCGGCGGUCUUAGCUUUAACUCCAGAAUCAGUGUAACUGCCGGCUCGGGAGCCACCGCUUACACGGACGACUUCAACAAGGCCAGCGACCUGGGCGGUACUUGCGGUACCUUCACUGGGGGCGCCACCUGCGCUGAUGUUACCACCCCACCCACCCCUUCGUCGACAUCCGUUCCUGUCUCAAGCUCGACCAGCGUUCCCGUCACCACCACUAGCUCCAGCAGCUCCACCGCCGCGCCGACGCCCGCCAUCAAGCCUACUGUUGGUGGUUAUGUAUUCGUCGACUGCUGGACCGAAGGAACUGGCGCGCGGGCCCUCGGCGGUGCCGCGUUCGCCUACGACGAGAUGACGCUCGAGUCCUGCAUGACCAACUGCACUGGCUUCGAUUACUGGGCCACCGAGUACGGCCGAGAAUGCUACUGCGGCAACAGUCUCCACUCCAGCAGCACCGAAGCACCUGUCGAGGAGUGCAACAUGGUCUGCGGUGGUGACCCGACCGAGUUCUGCGGCGCCGGAAACCGCCUUGAGCUGUACUCGACGACCGCGACCCGGACCACGUCUGCCACCCCCACUCCGACGGGAAGCCUGGCUGUCAAGCCGACCGUGGGCGACUACACGUUUGUUGGAUGCCAAACGGAGGCGACUGGGAGCAGGGCGCUUUCCGGCAAGGAUGUGUAUGCGGACGAUGCCAUGACUCUGGAACUGUGCGCGACGUACUGCGCUGGGUACACCUACUUUGGCACUGAGUACGGCCGCGAAUGCUACUGUGGAAACAGCCUCAAUUCCGGGAGCGUCUCGGCCCCUGUGACGGAGUGCAACAUGGUUUGCGGCGGCGACCCGUACGAAUACUGCGGCGCAGGCGACCGUCUGGAACUCUACAGACUAUCGAGCGUUUCCACCACGGGAAGCCCGUCCUCAGAAGUCUCUCUCUCUCAAGCCGCCACGACGACCACCAGCUCCGCCCCCACCACCACGCUCUCCCGCACCCCCACCGUCUCUCCCUACACCCACAUCGGCUGCUGGACCGAGGGCACGGGCGCGCGCGCGCUCGGAGCCAAAACCUACGCUUCCGGCGACGGCAUGACCCUCGAGAACUGCGCCGCCUUCUGCGCCGGCUACCGCUACUUCGGCACCGAGUACGCCGCCGAGUGCUACUGCGGCAACGUGCUGCACGCCUCCUCCACCAACGCCUCCCUCGCCGACUGCGCCAUGCCCUGCUCCGGCAACCCGGCCCAAUACUGCGGCGGGCCCGACCGCCUCGAGCUCUACGAGAACGAUGCCGCCCCCACCACCACCACCACCACCAACCCCGACCCCCCCGCGCCGACACCAACCCAACCCACCACUAUCUCAGCCGUCGAGGGCGAGGGCGAGGGGAACCAGUGGGAAUUCCACGGGUGCGUGACCGAGGCGAUGGGCGUCCGGGCCCUGGGCGCCGCGGCCCUCGCGUCGGAUGAGCUGACGCUCGAGGCGUGUGCCGAGUUCUGUGCGGCGUACCAGUUCUUUGGCGCCGAGUACGGCCGCGAGUGCUACUGCGGUGACCAGUUGGCUGAGACCGCGGCUGACGCGCCCGCGACGGAGUGCUCGAUGGCGUGCGCUGGGGAUGUGGGGGUGUUGUGUGGGAGUGGGAAUCGGUUGAGUGUGUAUGCGAAGGUAGUGUAA